AAAGAGCUAACCUCUGAAUACCAAACUAUCCUUCUAGAGGAAGAAGAUUUAUGGAAGAUGAUUUAUGGAAGAUGAAAUCUAGAAUCAACUGGCUUAAUGAUGGUGAUCGCAAUACUAAGUUUUUUCACCUUAGCACCAUCUCUCGAAGGAAAUCCAAUAGAAUCCUAUCUCUCCUUGAUGAGAACAAUGUUGAAAUUUCCUCACCCAUGGAUGUUAGUAACUUUAUUACUAACUCCUUCCAAAAAUUGUUCACCUCAAGGAAAUCCUUUUGUCCCAUCCUUUCUAAUCUUGAUUCUACUUGGAUCCCACCUCACCCUCUCUUCAAUUCUAUCCCCACCUUCUGUUCUGUCCCUUCAGAAGAUGAAAUCUUGAUGGCCCUUAAUUCUUUUCACCCUCUUAAAGCUCCUGGAAGAGAUGGCCUACAUGCUAUUUUCUUCCAAAAAUUCUGGCCAUCCACCAAAAACAUCAUUUGUGCCAUUGUUUCCUCAUUCUUCACAACUGGGAACCUUCCAGCAGACAUCAACCAAACCAUCAUUACCCUUGUCCCUAAAAUCCUUAACCCAACUCUUAUCUCCCAUUUCCGCCCCAUUAGUCUAUGUAACACAAUCUACAAAAUUUGUUCCAAACUUCUUGUUAUUAGGCUUCGUCCUUUCCUCAAUGACUUAAUCAGUCCCUUUCAAUCUAGUUUUAUCCCUGGGCGACUUGCUGUUGAUAAUGCCAUCAUUGCCCAAGAACUUGUGUCAGCCAUGCAAAAAAAAAAGGGACGAAUGGGUGAUAUGGCUAUUAAAAUUGACCUCAACAAGGCUUUUGACAGCCUUGAAUGGGACUUCAUUAAAAAUUGUCUCAGCCAUUUUAGGUUUCCCCCCCUUUGGAUCAAGAUGAUUAUGUCAUGUAUCUGCACCACUUCUACCUCAAUCUCCAUUAAUGGCUCACUCUCUGCAGAAUUUUCUCCGUCCUGUGGUAUUCGUCAAGGUGAUCCACUUUCACCAUACAUAUUUAUCCUAUGUAUGGAAUAUCUCUCUUUUCUUAUUGAACAAAAAUGUCAAUUGGGAUGUUGGAAACCUCUUAAAGCGUCCAGAAAUGGACCUCUUUUUUCACGUAUCUUAUUUGCGGAUGACAUUCUGCUAUUUGGAAAAGCAAAAAUCUCCACUGCUUUAGCCAUUAGAGAUGUCUUGGAUAGUUUUUGUGAAUCCUCAGGUCAAUCCAUCAACACUCAAAAAUCCAAAAUCAUUUUCUCACCAAAUGUUUGUGCAGAAACUAGCAACUCUAUCUGUGCCAUUUUGGGCCUUAAAAAAGCCACAAGUAUGGGUAAAUACCUUGGGUUUCCUAUAGUAUCUAAGAGGCCUACUAAAUCUGACCUUGAAUUCAUCAUUGACAAGGCCAAACAAAAACUCUCAGGCUGGAAAGCUAAACUUCUGUCACUUGCAGGAAGACUUACCUUAAUUAAAUCAACCCUUUGUGCUCUUCUUAUGCAUGUUAUGCAAUGUACCUCACUUCCUGUCAAUAUCUGCACUUCUCUUGAUAAACUCAUUCGUGACUUUCUCUGGCUUGAUGAACCUGAUAAACGCAAACUUCAUCUCAUUAGCUGGGAUACUGUUUGCUUACCUAAAGAACAGGGUGGAUUAGGUAUUAGGAAGUGUAAUAAGCUUAACCAAGCUUCUAUUCUUAAGCUUAUCUGGCGCUUCUUCACCUUGCCACACUCUCCUUGGGUUAAACUACUCCAAGCUAAAUACUCCUUCCAAAGAUCUACCAAUCCCUCUUCCCACAUUUGGAAAGCAAUGACCAAAAAUUACCCGUCCUUCCUUGAAGGAAUUUCAUGGAACAUCAACAAAGGCACUCAAGUCAAUUUCCUUCAAGAUCAUUGGCUCCCCUUCGGCCCCAUUGAUAAAAACAUUCAUGGUCCUUUCUCUGUUGAGCAUUCCUCCUUCACAGUUGCUGAUACCAUUGCCUUCCUCUCUACUUUUGGAGAGCUCCACUGUCACCUCCCACCCUCACUUGAAUACACUGUCCUUUCCCACCUCGCACUUGCCAAUCCCCUGGAAGAAGAUUGUGUCUCUUGGAAAUUUUCUCUUCAUGGAUCAUUCACACUCUCCUCUGCUUACCAUAUGGUCUGUAAUUUUGAGUCACAAAAUAGGGGAGUCUCUUGGAAUUGGAUUUGGAAAUGUCUCAUUAUUCCCAAAAUUAGUUUCUUCAUUUGGUUGCUUGCUCAUGACAGAAUCCCUUCUAGAUCUCUUUUAGCCUCUCGUGGUAUACAAGUCCCUACUGCAUGCCCUCGUUGUAACUCUGCCCUAGAAACAGCCCUUCACCUUAUUAGAGACUGUCCUGUUAUCAUUAAUUUCUGGAAAUCCAUAUCCAUCCCAUCUGCUCUCUAUGGUAGUUUCCAACUUAACCUCUUUAGUUGGCUUAAAGCUAACUGCACCUCUAAACUUUGGGUCACCCAUCCUAGAAUCCCUUGGGCAACUUAUUUUUGUUACCUUGUUUGGAACCUAUGGCGUGAUAGAAACAAUCUUUGUUUCCACAACUACUCUAACUUGCAGGAAAUUGCCUCAAAAAGUAUAGGCCUUACUGCAGAAUUCUGCUCCUCUAAUCCCCAUCUUAGGAGAAUUAAUUCCUGCACCUACCUUCCUAUUAGAUGGCUUCCUCCAAGGGAGGGGUGGUUUAAGCUGAACACUGAUGGAUCUUCUAACUUCACCCAAACCUGCACUGGUGCUGGUGGAGUAAUUAGAAAUCAUGAGGGUACUUGGGUCAUGGGCUUUGCACAGAAUCUUGGAUAUGGAACAAAUAAUGAUGCUGAGCUUUGGGGCAUCAAAAUCGGCUUGGAAUUAGCUGCGAAAUUAAAGAUUAAACUGCUUGAAGUGGAAACUGAUUCUACUUUUGUAGUCAAUGCUCUAGCAGAUUGCUCUGUGAAAUGCUUAAAUCAUAGGACUUUGAUUGCAUCUUGCAGAUUGUUGACCCAAUAGUUUGAACAGGUGCUGAUCAAGCACACAUAUCGUGAAGCAAAUGGUGUGGCUGAUACACUUGCCAAGCAUGGAGCACUCAUGGAAGCCCCUUUUGUCACUUUUGAUUCUACUCCGUCUUUUUGUUCCUCUAGUUACUCUCAUGAUAGAAAUGGUUGUAUUGUGUAUCGGACCACUUUUUGUAAAACUUAAUUUGCUUCAAUGAAAUUCCCAUUUCCAC
Rubroshorea leprosula is the source of this 3177-nucleotide messenger RNA. NCBI's taxonomy places the organism in Eukaryota, Viridiplantae, Streptophyta, Magnoliopsida, Malvales, Dipterocarpaceae. The record is from the annotation of a GenBank genome assembly.